Molecule: messenger RNA, 3110 nt
Organism: Malaya genurostris
Lineage: Eukaryota; Metazoa; Arthropoda; Insecta; Diptera; Culicidae
Gene: oys
Product: lysophospholipid acyltransferase 6
Exons: 6
Coding region: 505-2529 (674 amino acids)
Biological process (GO): lipid modification
Cellular component (GO): membrane
Molecular function (GO): acyltransferase activity
Source: RefSeq, a predicted model, not a curated record
GUCUUCGAACGUGACGCAAUACAAUCUAAAAAAAUAAAUACAUAAACUUGGAUGGCGACACGUGCAGGGCACGGUUCAAAAUAUAAAUUGUGCGGGAUGAGAUAAUUUCCCGUAGGCGUAGACUGAGUUACGCCUUGAAAGGUGCAUCGUAUGAUCAUCGAGUAACGUUCGUGAGUGGCCAUUCGUUUCCAGCUCAGUAACCGAGUCUAGUGGAGCCCACAGAUCCCGCUGCUGCCGGCACCUGUCCGUGCGUUUGUUUGCUGCGUCAAGCGAAAAUAUCUGCUCCCAUAAUCAAUCGGUGAUACGAUACGGAACGGUCCGCUUCGUUCGGCGAUGAGUCCGUCCACAUUGAUUACAGCAGUGUAAUUUAGAUAGAACACUGGUGCCUUUAACUGAUGGUUUGAAAACUGUUGGAUUUUCGUUUUAUUGAAUACCAAAAACAAAAGUGAUCAGGUGACCGACCAUUGAUGUUGAAGGUGUAUUUAUAUUGCCACGAUUCUCGAAAUGGAUUAUCUGUUGGACAUUCAGGAAAAGAUACGUGACUAUCUUGUCAAUAUUGGACUGAAUAAAUACGUCAACUUCCUCAUCACACAGUUUCUGGCACUGAUCCUAGCGUCAGUCUUCCGUUCCUAUUUGCAUCCGUCGAAGGUAACAGCCAGUACCCGACAUGCGAUCGGGCUGGUAAUUGGACUAUUCUUCGGAUAUUUCUGCUUUGGACAGCAAGCCAUCCACAUUGCCGGACUUCCAGCCGUUUGUUAUGUCGUCAUACGCACACAAAACCCGCAAAUCGUACAACGAAUCGUCAUGGUGGUCGCCCUGGCGUAUCUAUCCUGUAUCCAUUUGCACCGGCAGUACUAUGAUUACGGAUCGUACUCACUGGACAUCACCGGUCCGCUGAUGAUUAUUACCCAGAAGGUGACCAGCUUGGCAUUCAGCAUCCACGAUGGUUUCACGCGGGAGAUAAAUGAUCUCACCGACAGUCAGCAGCAGCACGCAAUCCGGAAACUUCCCUCGGCACUGGAGUUCUUCUCCUACACGCUGCACUUCCAAGGCCUGAUGGCUGGACCUUUGGUUUUCUACAAAGAUUAUAUCGAGUUCAUCGAAGGCUAUCACAUCCUGAAACAAACGGCCGUAUCAAAUGGCAAAUACGAUAUUGAUAAGAAAAUCGUACAUGAACCGUCACCGGUAAAAGUUGUCGUGAAAAAGGUGAUCGCAAGUUUGGUCUGUGCUUUGAUAUUCGUCAAAUUCGCCACUAUAUAUCCAAUCAAGGUCAUGAAAGAUGACGGUUUUAUAGAAAGUACCGGUUUCUUCUAUUCCUUCUGGUACAUGAUGAUGGCAACAACGGCUGUCCGAUUCAAGUACUAUUUCGCCUGGCUGCUAUCGGAUGCCAUCUGCAACAACUCGGGGCUCGGAUUCAACGGCUACGAGAAAGAUGGCGUCACGCCACGCUGGGACAUGGUGUCCAACAUAGACGUGUGGGCGUUCGAGUUCGGUACGAACUUCCGCAACUGUAUAAAUUCAUGGAACACCGGAACAAAUCGAUGGUUACGGAUGGUGGUGUUCGAGCGCGUUCCAAAGCGUUAUGGCACAGUAUUAACGUUCAGCUUGAGUGCACUCUGGCAUGGCUUCUAUCCCGGAUACUACAUUACCUUUGCGACCGGAGCGUUCAUCGUGAUGUCGGCACGUGUCGCACGGAAGCUGUUCCGCGAUCGCUUCCAGGAGACGCCAUUCAUGCGGAUACUCUACGACGUCCUGACUUGUCUUGUUACGCGUGUUUUUAUGGGUUACACCACAUUUCCAUUCGUUUUACUCGAGUUUAAGGCUAGUCUUCGUAUGUACCUGAAUGUUUUUAUGUGCCUUCAUCUAGUCGCUUUGAUCACUGUAUUAAUUUUAACGAAACUCAUGCCACGAGGCGAACGGAAACGUUUGUCCCCAGUUGCCACCACCGCCAGCAUUACUACUGCUGUUGCCAAUGACCGUGUAACCGAUUCCACCCGUGAUUAUUCGACUGUAGGGAUCACAACCACCUGCGACGGGUUUCGCUUAUUAGCAGGUCACAAUCUACCCGGACAUAAUGGAACCACCACCUUCAACGGAAGUGCCCCCACUACACCACUUAACGUUGAUGACGGGGAAUCACACGACCAGCCAGCAACACCCGCAGUAGCAGCAACCAGUAAGACUGAGAGGGAAAGUGAUAAUCUAUCUAAUCUUAUCAAAGAAAAGUUCGAACAGGAGACACGCAACAUCGAGGAGUUGAUAGAUAAAACCGUUACUGGAAUCGUUGAGCUCAAAGACGACCUCAUGCGUAUGAACGAAAACAACGAGAUUUUCAUCUCGGCCGAAACGCUUCGCAAGCGUCAGCAAAACAAAGCAAUGGUUGAUCUUAAAAAUCACAACGGAUCCGAUCAUCUAAGCGUAAGCGGUGGAGUCGAUGCCUUUAUCAAGAAGGAAAUCGACGCAUUGAAUGCCGCCGUGCAGCAGGCAAAUGUUUUGCCGGCUGUUCUUAGUAAUGGCCAUGCCAAAUAAUAUUCUUCCAGCCAUCGCGACAACCACGUCGAGUUAGAAGGCGCCUAAAUUAUAUAUCCUGCUGAUAUUGGAUCGGACACUUGCCGAGACGCCGAUGCGCAUCGGGAACAAGAUGAAUAAAACACUUUUUUCCGUACAGAGACGAAUAGUUCUCUCUCUCUCUAUCUCCAUUUUAUUAGAUUCAAGCAUGCUCCUUAGAAUACAACAACUAAAUUCAAGUGAACAAAUCGAUAGGUGUGCGCAAAAAUUCGCUUUAGAGAUGAGAUAAAUACUAAGUCUAUAGUGAUUAAAACGGUAACCAGAUAUUUCCUAACUUUAUGAUCAAAUCUUAUUGAACAAGCAAACGCAACUUAGAAGCAUACUCGUGAGCAGAACGAGGUCGAGCAUGAUGCUAAGAAAAACACACAACAGGAUGAAUUUUAAUUACGAAGAUCCAAGUUAUUAAGAAGAGAUUAGUUAUUAGUUAUUAACAUGUAACACAAAAAGUAUGUGAAAAAAAAACACAAACACACAAAACAGAAACAGAUCACACAAAUUAAUCUAAGUUAAAAAAGAAAAUAAACUGCUGCGUGAUAUGCGAA